ACUUGCGGGUUUUGUCUAGGGCUCUAUGGCCGAUGGCUCUUCCAAGCGAGGGAUCAACAAGGCGCAAGAACAGGCGCUCCACCAGCAAGCGCUCCACCAGCAGGCGCUCCAUCAUCAAUCCCUCCAGCAUCACGGCCUGAUUUCUUCCUCGUCUUCGACUUCCAAGCAGCAGCAGUACAAUCCAGGUGUGAAAUCCGAGCCCCCCGAGCAGCACCAUCAGGAUUUUAGCAAGCAGAUUUGCUGCGUGGAAGCCAAGGACGGCGCCGCCGCUGACAACAGCGGCGAUGAGAAAGUGGAGGAAUCGGAGGAAGGGUCGAUUGUUCGUGGCAGCAGUGGAGUGUUUGCCGAUUUAAAUGUGGAGCCUCCCACCAGCGACGGUGAGGAGGAAGGUGAAGCUCGGCCAGAGGAGAAAAGACGAAGAAGACGAGUUUUGAAGGAAGACAGUCCAGCGGAUGAGGAAGGGAAGAAAUCGGGGAAGACUUUCAAGUCUCGAUCAAAAUCUAAGUGGUCCGAGUCCGGCGUGGAUGGCGACUUGGAGUAUCCUGGCAAUGUACAGAACGUGAAGGAAGAAAAGAUCAAGAGCUUAAAAGCUGGACUUGUGCACGUAUCUCGAAAGCUACCAAAGAAUGCACACGCGCAUUUCGUCCUGGGACUGAUGUACCAGCGUUCCGACCAACCACUAAAAGCAAUUCCGGCCUUUGAGAGAGCACAAGAAAUUCUAAAGCAAGCCGACGAUGACCUUUGCCGCCAAGGUAGAGCUCAGUUGUUGGCCUUGGUACAAAACCAUCACGCGCAGUGUCUUCUGCAGGGAAAGAUCGGCGGGCAAAUCUCGCCUGGAAAGGACUUCUCCAAAGAAAAUAUGCGUUUGAUUGGCUCAAAAGUGAAGGAAGCCGUUCCUGAGGACUCUGGCCAAGCUUCCAUAUGGAACACUUUGGGACUCCUUUUAUUGCACACCGGCCGCAUUCAAAGCGCAAUCUCUGUUUUUACGAGCCUGUUGAGUAUAUUACCGGACUCUCUCGACGCUCUUGCGAACCUUGGAGUUGCAUAUUUCCAAAGUGGCGAGCUGGACAAUGCAGCCCGAUGCUUGCAGUCGGUCUUGGAGAAAGAUGUGUACCACCCUGGAGCACUUAUUAACUAUGGAGCAAUACUUGUGCGACAACACGGUUCCUUUUUGCCUGGAGCUGGAGCUGGAGCUAGUAAAGAAACCGGAGCUUAUGCAACACAGCUAAAAGCCGCACACGCAGCUUGUUUAUACUUGCAAACCAGCUUGAAAGAAGACCCGAAAGCUGGCUCGGCUUGGGUCAAUCUUGCUGCUGCUUAUGAAGUCCUGGGCGAUUUUACCAACGCUAGCAAAUGUUUGGAACAGGCCUCCAGAUUGGAGCCCCACAGACUAGCUACUCGUUAUGCCGUGGCCGCUCACAGGAUAAAAGACGCCGAAAGAUCAGACGAUCCAUCGGAACAAAUGUCGUGGGCUGCAAACGAGAUGGCCUCUAUCCUGAGAGAAGGAGACCCAGGAACUUUCCAUCCUCAUCUUGCAUGGGCUGGACUGGCGAUGGUGAACCGGGCACAGCACGAAUCCGCGGCGUCUUUCGAUCGUGGCGUGAUGGACUCGAAAGAUGUCGAAGAACGAGCAGUUCAUACGCUCCAGCAGGCAAUCGAGGAAGAUCCAGAGGAUGCUUUGAAAUGGCAUCAGCUCGGCUUGCACACUCUGUGUACCUUGCAGUUCGUCGCAGCGCAAAGCUAUCUCAAAUCGGCCAUCGCUCGGCGAAGAACUUUCGCAAUGGCUUGGUCGAAUCUAGGCAUAGCUCUCCACUUGUCCGACGAUCCCUCCCUCUCCGAGGCCGUGUACAAGCGAGCGCUGAGCCUCAUGCCCGAGAACCAGUCCUACGGUCUCCACUCCAACCUGGGAAACCUCUACAGGCAGCAGAAGAAAUUUGCCGAGGCCCACGAAUCCUUCGACAGGGCUCUGCGAAUUUGCCCGAACUACGCCCCGGCUUGCAACAAUCUGGGCCUGCUCUACGUCGCCGAGGGGAAGUGGGUGGAAGCGAUCGAGAUGUUCGAUCAAGCAUUCCUCUCGGAUCCUUACUUGGAUGUGGCGAAGUCCAACAAGAUCAAAGCCACCGCCCUAUACACUGACAAGCAAUUUUGAAACGGACAGUCUCGUUAGUCAACUCUAGUCAGCUCUAGUCAACGCAUUAUAUAUUUCACGAGCCCUAACAGUUAAAUAUAGAGUAUAAUCCUCCUUUAACUUCA
Molecule: messenger RNA, 2253 nt
Organism: Selaginella moellendorffii
Lineage: Eukaryota; Viridiplantae; Streptophyta; Lycopodiopsida; Selaginellales; Selaginellaceae
Product: probable UDP-N-acetylglucosamine--peptide N-acetylglucosaminyltransferase SPINDLY
Exons: 11
Coding region: 26-2149 (707 amino acids)
Molecular function (GO): protein binding
Source: RefSeq, a predicted model, not a curated record